Mirounga angustirostris (Northern elephant seal) is the source of this 3023-nucleotide messenger RNA. RefSeq names its product pancreatic lipase-related protein 2-like. NCBI's taxonomy places the organism in Eukaryota, Metazoa, Chordata, Mammalia, Carnivora, Phocidae. Bases 37 to 1446 code for a protein of 469 amino acids. The record is from RefSeq and is a predicted model, not a curated record. Gene Ontology annotation, biological process: phospholipid catabolic process; triglyceride catabolic process. Gene Ontology annotation, molecular function: galactolipase activity; glycerophospholipase activity; triacylglycerol lipase activity. The transcript has 12 exons.
AGGGGUGUCUGUGUGUCUAUGUUUUUAUCCAUGUAGAUGCUGCCUUCCUGGACCAUCGGCCUUCUCCUGCUGGCCACCGUCAGAGGAAAGGAGAUCUGUUAUGGACAUCUUGGCUGCUUUUCUGAUGAAAAGCCAUGGUGCGGGACCCUUCAGCGGCCUUUAAAGUUAUUUCCCUGGGAUCCCAAGGACAUUGACACCCGCUUUCUCCUGUACACAAAUGAAAACCCGAACAACUUCCAACUGAUCACUGCCACUGAUCUAGCCACGGUCGAGGCUUCCAACUUCCAACUAGACCGCAAGACGCGCUUCAUCAUCCACGGCUUCAUAGACAAGGGGGAAGAGAACUGGCUGAUGGACAUGUGCAAGAAAAUGUUUAAAGUGGAGAAGGUGAACUGCAUCUGUGUGGACUGGAAACGCGGGGCCAAGACACAAUAUACCCAAGCCGUCCACAACAUUCGCGUUGUGGGAGCACAGAUAGCUUUCUUCAUACAAAAUUUGUCGACCGUGCUGGGCUACAGCCCGGAGGACGUGCACCUCAUCGGCCACAGCCUGGGCGCGCACGCGGCGGCCGAGGCGGGCAGGAGGCUGGGCGGCCACGCGGGCAGGAUCACAGGACUGGACCCCGCACAGCCAUGCUUCCAGGGCACGUCUGAGGAGGUUCGGCUGGACCCAUCUGAUGCCAUGUUUGUGGAUGUGAUUCACACGGAUUCUGCUCCCAUCAUCCCCUUCCUAGGUUUUGGAAUGAGCCAAAAGGUGGGCCAUCUGGAUUUCUAUCCAAACGGAGGAAAGCAAAUGCCUGGAUGUCAGAAAAAUAUCCUUUCAACCAUCGUUGACAUAAAUGGCCUAUGGGAAGGGACCCGAGACUUUGUGGCUUGCAAUCACCUAAGGAGCUACAAGUAUUACUCAAGUAGCAUCCUCAACCCCGACGGCUUCCUGGGCUACCCGUGCGCCUCCUACAAUGAGUUUCAGGAGAAUAGCUGUUUCCCUUGUCCAGCUGAAGGAUGCCCCCAAAUGGGGCACUACUCUGACCAAUUUCUGGGGAAAACCAGUGCUGUGGGACAAACCUUUUUCCUGAACACAGGAGACAGUGGUAACUUUACUCGUUGGAGAUACAGGGUAUCGGUCACACUGGCUGGAAAAAAGAAAACGAGUGGGUACUUCAGGAUUGCUUUGUAUGGAAGUAACGGAAACUCAAAACAAUAUGAAAUUUUCAAAGGAUCCCUCAAACCACAUGCAAGUCAUAUGCGUGACAUUGACAUGGACCUCAAUGUUGGAAAAAUCCAGAAGGUUAAGUUCCUCUGGAACAACCAUGUGAUAAAUCUUUUCCGGCCCAAGCUGGGGGCUUCGCAAAUCACAGUGCAAAGCGGUGAAAAUGGGACUGAGUCUAAUUUUUGUAGCAGUGACGUGGUCCAAGAAGAUGUUUUACAAUCUCUUUACCCUUGUUAAAAACGUGGUCAUCUCUCUUGUAUCUUUGCUGUAAUAAAUUUUUUAAUGCCCUCGGUUUGACGUUGAGGUGUUCAAUUUGGCAUUCUCUGUGUUCUGGGGUCACAUUUCAGAAAUGAUUUGUGGGACUGGAGCCAAGUUUAAUCAGAGGUAAUGCCUGAAAGCUCCCACCGGCUCUCCCCUGCCACCAUCUCUCUCUUUCAGGGCACAUUGUGGGGCCUGUUCAAAUGUAUUUUAUUUCCUUAGGCAACGAAUUUCUCUCAUAUUUGAUAAAGUCAUCAUUGCUCCCACGUGUUGCCCACCCAGCUUUUAACAUGCUAGGGGAAGAAGUGGACCCCAUGCAAGAACAGCCUCUAGCAGGACUCAGAUCAGUCAUUAUUUAGAUUAAAGCCUGUCCGUGGCAUGAAGGAAGAGGGGCUUAAAAAAAUUAAUACAUGCACGUGGUGCAAAAUGCAAAAGAUCCAGAAGAAUAUUCUUACACAAGGUAUGUCUCUGUCCACCCUCACCCUCCAAGUCUCUGGUUCCUCUUCCCAGAGACAACCAGAGUUGUUUGUUUGGGGUUUUUUUCCCAGAAAUAUUCAACUUGUACACUCAUGGGUGGCCGUCUCACACAGCCAGCCCCAGCCCCACCGUUUUUAUUUCAGACAAAUGGUAGCAAUAGGUACCAUCCUCACUUUGCUUUUUGCACUAUCAAUAAAUUGGAUAUUAUUCUCUAAUGGUACAGAAAAGAGCCUCUUCAUCCUUCCUACAGCUUCAUAGAUUCCACUGAGGAGUGUUUGUGGUGUGGUUGUCUCUGCUAAUGGACAUAGAAGUGUUUUCCAAAAUUUCCCAUUAUGAAUAUUCACGCAACCACUCUCCUUUAUGACUGUUUUACAUUGUAAAAAUUUGUCCAAUAAAUGUUUCAGAUAGAUUUCCUUUGGUCAGGAUUGCCAGAUUGCCUUCUGUAGCCAAUAUACCAACCCACACUCCAACCAACCUCAUGGCGUGGCCGGCCCAUGCCAAAUUGCCAGCCUUAUAGGCCAAGAAGCCAAAUACUGGUAAUUUCAUUCGGCUCCUUCUUUUUUUUUUUUUUUUUAAAGAUUUUAUUUAUUUAUUUAUUUGACAGAGAGAGACACAGCGAGAGAGGGAACACAAGUAGGGAGAGUGGGAGAGGGAGAAGCAGGCUUCCCACCGAGCAGGGAGCCCAAUGUGGGGCUCGAUCCCAGGACCCUGGGAUCAUGACCUGAGCCGAAGGCAGACGCUCAACGACUGAGCCACCCAGGCGCCCCUCAUUCGGCUCCUUCUAACAGAAGGGGGCUUCGCACCUUUUCCAGCACAGUGAAUUGUCUAAUCAUUUUUUAAUUUGGUAGGUUAAAGUGUUGUUCCCUAAAUUGUAAUUUGUGUUUGUUUUACUAUGAGGGUGAACAUCUUUUCCGUGUUUAAUGGCCCUUUGUCUUUCUCUGUAAAUCAUCCAAAUUGUUUGCCAAGUGUAGGCAUUUUUUUCAUCUCAUUUUUACUUUAAAGAGCACUUUAAAAUUAAGAAAACUGGAAUAUUCUGUCAAAUGCAAAUAUUUUCCCCAAGUUAUCCUUCUCCCUGGGAG